AUGGCAACAUAUAGCUAUCCUACUCUCGUCUAUAACUGUAGAUCUGCCCAACUUGGCUGUGUGUCAAUCCAAAUCCUUGUGCUUUAUUCUAAUGCCGACUCUUUGGGAACAUUCACGUUUGUGUUCACGGUUGCACUUUGCCUUUACAAUCUCUAUGUGAUCGGAAAGCGAUGGUACAACAAUAUUGAUGGACGUUUUGAUAUGCGGCAAAUGGUAAGAGAACCGGACACUCCAGUUAAAGGUGUUAUAUGCUGCAGAAGUGUUCACACCAGCCGUAAUCGGUCUGUUAGUAUUCACGUUGGUACAUUUUCCCGGUGGUAA
Messenger RNA from Cooperia oncophora, 321 nucleotides. The record is from the annotation of a GenBank genome assembly. Lineage: Eukaryota; Metazoa; Nematoda; Chromadorea; Rhabditida; Trichostrongylidae.